This is a messenger RNA of Coffea arabica (coffee), 1704 nucleotides long. Lineage: Eukaryota; Viridiplantae; Streptophyta; Magnoliopsida; Gentianales; Rubiaceae. The record is from RefSeq and is a predicted model, not a curated record.
AUGCCCCGUUCUUCGCGCACAGGUGAAUUGGUAUACGACCCUGAGGUAGAGAAGGCAGCGCGUAGGCAGAGGCAAGAGACCAAGAGACGAAAAGAAGGGCACUUAUUUAUUGCAACCGAGUUAGUAGAAGACGAAGUAAGCAUGGUCAACACCCAAAUAUUAAGGGAGCUGGCUGUCCCGGAGCUGACUCACCAGUCCUUAUGCAUCACAUUCCCCACUUUGGCUGAGAAUACUGUUUUCAAACUGAAGUCGGGGUUGAUUUACCUCUUACCUUCUUUCCAUGGUCUCUCUGGCGAAGAACCCCACAAGCACGUUAAGGAGUUCGAGAUGGUUUGCUCUAGUAUGAAACCUCCUGGGGUCACUGAAGAGCAAAUUAGAUUGAGAAUCUUUCCGUUCUCUCUCAAGGAUGCAGCUAAAGAUUGGCUGUAUUACCUACCAGCAGGUAGUAUUACUAUAUGGGCACAGUUGAAAAAGAAGUUUUUGGAAAAAUUCGUCCCUGCAUCCCAGGCUGCGAGUUUGAGAAAGGAAAUCUGCAACAUUAAACAGUAUCCCGGGGAGUCCUUGUAUGAAUAUUGGGAAAGAUUUAACAAGUUGUGCACUAGAUGCCUGCAGCAUCAAAUUAGUGAACAACUGUUAAUCCAAUACUUCUAUGAAGGACUCCAAUCAACUGAUAGGAGUAUCAUUGACGCUGCGAGUGGGGAGCACUGGGUUAAUGAGGUGGAGUCGACAUCUAUUCAGCAACAGUUGUCGGAACUCACAUCCAUUGUUCGACAAUUAGCUGUGGGGAAUGUGCCCCAAGUAAAGGCCUGUGGAAUCUGCACAAAUAUGGGCCACCCUACUGACUCAUGCCCUAUAUUGCAAGAGGAUGGGGCUGAACAAGUGAACAUGGCUGGAGGCGUGCCCGCGUCUCGUAGGCAUCGUCCACCAGGAUUCCAGCAACCUUGGAAACAGAAGUCCCAACCCUCGUCCUCCAAUUUAGGAAGUUUUUUGGAGGAAAUUGUCAAGAGUUUGGCAACAACCACCACUCAGCUCCAGCAAGAGACUAGAACCCUAGUCACGACCACUGCUCAACUCCAGCAAGAGACUAGGUCCUUGGUCGCAAGCUCUAUUCAGUUUCAACAGGACACCAGAGCGGGCAUGAAAGACAUGGAGGCUCGAAUGAGUCAAAUGGCAACUACCAUUAAUUGCCUGGAGUCCCAUGUCUAUGGGAAAUUACCUUCGCAGCCUGAAGCAAACCCCAAAAAUGUAAGUGUCAUGACAUUAAGAAAUGGCAAGGAAGUGGAGGGGCCAAAGGUCACGAACUUGAAGAGUAAAAGUGAAGACGAGAUUGAGAAGAAGAUAGAGGAAGAAGGACACAUUCGUGGAGGUCCUGAGAUAACUCUUACACCAUCAAUACCCGUUAAAUCUAAUUUACCCCCUUUUCCUUGCAGGUUGGCGAAGACGAAGAAGGCAGAGAAGGAAAAAGAGAUCCUGGACGUGUUCAAAAAAGUGGAGAUUAAUAUCCCCUUGUUGGAAGCAAUUAAGCGAGUGCCGAAGUAUGCGAAAUUUCUCAAGGAUUUAUGCACCCAUAAGAGGAAAUUGAGAGGGGACGAAAGAGUAGCGGGGAGAAAAUAUGUCAGCCAUGCUCCAAAGAAAGUUCUCACCCAAGUGCGGAGAUCCAGGUAUGUUCACGAUCCCAUACAAAAUAGGAAAUACACCAAUUAG